This is a messenger RNA of Drosophila simulans, 330 nucleotides long. RefSeq lists its product as uncharacterized. The transcript has a single exon. NCBI's taxonomy places the organism in Eukaryota, Metazoa, Arthropoda, Insecta, Diptera, Drosophilidae. The record is from RefSeq and is a predicted model, not a curated record. The coding region runs from base 88 to 216 and encodes 42 amino acids.
AAUACUUAAUAAAGCACAGUUCGAAAAUCCGCAUUCGAACCUAUUUUCCAAACUACUUAAUUGCAGACAUUAUACUAUCUCAUUCCGAUGGAUCGCGUCGUUGGCAAUUUCGAGAACAAGUUUAAGCAUUUGGUGAAGGCUGAAAGCAAGGGAAUGGCCCUGAAGCUGGUGGGAUUCUACGCCGUCGGCUGGACCCUGCGCAAGUUGGUCAAGUGAAGCGUUCUCAUGGAUUCAUUGAAAUCCCCUACUUAUUGGUAGUCAGUCGUUUCUGUUCUGUACCUAUUUUUCAAAUUUAAUGUACGAAUAAAUCGUGGCCUCACCUCAAUAUCA